Messenger RNA from Diatraea saccharalis (sugarcane borer), 1665 nucleotides. Lineage: Eukaryota; Metazoa; Arthropoda; Insecta; Lepidoptera; Crambidae. The record is from the annotation of a GenBank genome assembly.
AUGACCACUUGGAUGGCGCUAUUCGGGCUGGUGUGGCUGUUGCGAGUGCGCGGUUCGCUCUGCGGUUGCGCGGCGUGCAAACGAGCACGCCAGGAGGCAGUGGACGCGCCCGGCGAGCUCACCCCGCGCGCUCCUAGCCCAGACGAACGCGCGCCAUUUGACGUCAUAGCGCUUGAAAACUACACGCGUGACGUCACAGUCCAGACAGACUUCGAUGACGAUGAAAUCGAAAAUCUCGAUAAGAUCGAACUCCAAAUUACAGAAGAGUACUUAAUUUGGUUUUUUUUUGUUGGCUGUAUUUACUCGAAUUUAGGCGCUCCGUUGCUUCCCGUUGUCUGUACGAGAUCUUUUAAAUUACACAACGGAUUUUAAUACGGUUUUCAUCAAUAUACAGAAUAAUAUAAGAGGAAGGUUAAUUUGUAUAAUACAAGAUCAUGCGGGCGAAGCCGCUAUAUAUAUAUUCUUAUGUUGGUUAUUUUGUCUGCAGCUCACGUUAGCAACUACGAUUGCAGCAGGGAACAACUCGUGCAAAGUCCAGAAAGCGGCUCUCGCAUUCCAGGAAAUUAUCAGUACCAAUCAGACUCGGACAGUGAAUCAGUCUGGGAGACAGCUGAGGUGACUUUAGAAAGAGGCGCGAACGGUCUUGGACUUAGCAUAGCUGGAGGCGAGACUGGCGGUGACGUCAGCAUCACGAGAAUCGCCCCAGGUGGAGCUGCGAAAAAGGACGGCCGUUUACAGAUAGGAGAUAUUCUAUUAGAAGUUAACAAUGUACCUGUAGAAGGAGCCCCACAUUCGGCUGCAGUCGAUGCGUUGCAGCAAGCAGGGAAUAUUGUAAGAUUGCGCGUAAGAAGAGCCCGGCGACCAAGGGUGGUCAAAUUAUGGAGAGGCGCGCGUGGCCUCGGGUUAGGCAUAGCGGGUGGGGCGGACGACGCCGCGGGUGGUGGCGGCGUCUUCGUUUCACACAUAGCCGUCGGCGGCGCCGCUCACCACGACGGAAGACUGAGAUUAGGGGACAAGAUAUUAGCUGUUAGAGACGAGGAUGGCAUAGAGACUUCAUUGGUGGGUGCAACACAUGCACAAGCAGUAUCCGCACUAAGAAAUACAGGGGAGCAAGUGACCCUAGUUGUUCUACCGGCUGGUUCAAUACCAACUGUAGCGCGAACUGCACCACUUUACUCAACACGAACGCAGGCCACAUCGUGCUCCACACUACAUGAGCUUUUAGAGGAGGAACCAAAUGAAAUACCAAGGUGCGUCCGCAUGGUUAGGCUUGUGCGUUCAGGAUCUAGAUUAGGCAUGGAUAUAGUAGGGGGACUAGGGGGCGAAGUGGAAGGGGUACAGGGGACAGACGACGAUGCGUGCGGCGUAUUCGUAUCAGGAGUGACAGUGGGUGGUGCGGCGUAUGGCAUGUUACACAGAGGAGACAGGAUACUGAGCGUAGACGGACGUGACCUGACCAGGGCGACCCAUGAACAAGCCGCUGCGGCACUGAAGCAAUACUCAGGUACUGCUGUAACAAUAGCAGCCCAGUAUCAACCCGAGCAGUAUGAGCGACUGCGCGCGCGCAUUCGUGCUAUAAAUGCAGCGGAUAAUAUGUCACCACAUCUACGACACACCACUCACGUUCCGGUACAUACCGACUUACAAGCUAUUUUUCCAAGGUAA